GAAAAUUUGUGGAUCAAUUGUUCGACCGUGUGUUCCAAAACCAUCACAAUGUUCGCAGGAAAAGAGCGUUUCCAAAAAAUCGACCACAAUUUUACCAAAGUUGACCACAUCCGCAACUUUACCAGUGCUGAUUGAUUGGCCGUGCGCUCGAAUAACGCCACCGUAUUCGCAAGAAAAGAGCGUUUCCAAAAAAUCGACCACAAUUUUACCAAAGUUGACCACAUCCGCAACUUUACCAGUGCUGAUUGAUUGGCCGUGCGCUCGAAUAACACCACGGUAUUCGCAAGAAAAGAACGUUUCAAUAAAGUCAACAGCAACUUUAUCAAAGUUGACCCCAACUCCAACUUUGCCGAAAUUGACUACAACCGCAAGUUUGCCAGUGCUGAUUAAUUGGCCAUGCGCUCGAAUAACGCCACGGUAUUCGCAAGAAAAGAAUGUUUCCAAAAAGCCAAUCGCAAUUUUAUCAAAGUUGACCCCAACUCCAACUUUGCCGAAGUUGACUACAACCACAACUUUUCCAAAGCUAGUUGAUCGGCCGUGUGCUCGAAUCACAUCGCAGUAUUCGCAAGAAAAGAGCGUUUCCAAAAAGUCAACGACAACUUUAUCAAAAUUGAUCACAACCCCAACUUUGCCGAAGUUUACUGAUUGGCCGUGCGCACGAACAACACCGCGGUAUUCGCAAGAAAAUGUUUCCAAAAAGUCAAGCGCGGCAUUACUAAUGGUGACCACAGCUAAAACAUUUACAACCAGAACCAAGAUAACCACAAUUGGAAUUUUACGCAAGCUGACCACAACAGGAACGUUACGUAAGGUGACCACAACUGGAAUGUUACGUAAGCUGACCACAACCGGAACAUUACGUAAGCUCGCCACGACCGGAACGUUACGCAAGCUGACCACAACCGGAACGUUACGCAAGCUGACCACGACCGGAACGUUACGCAAGCUGACCACGACCGGAACGUUACCUCAUCAAAACCGACCACAAUCACAGCAAGCAGUAUACCAGGUAUGUGGAGUGAAUGGUCGCAUUGCUCAGUUACUUGUGGCAGAGGUGGCACUCAAGAGCGAAGAAGAACUUGUCGCCAGAAUUGUUCAGGAGCCUUGCAAACGACGAGAAACACGAUUCUGUGUCUCGGAAGUAGUUGAUUGUGCUGGCUUGGAUAGUUAUUCAGCUUGGAGUGAAUGGUCAACAUGCAGUGUUACCUGUGGCAAAGGCAUUAAAUCCAGAAAUAGGGAAUGUUUUUUACAUACAGAAUUAUGCACCGCACAUAUUACUGAAUCCAUGGUUUGCGGAGAUGGUCCAUGCUAA
This is a messenger RNA of Dracunculus medinensis (Guinea worm), 1312 nucleotides long. The record is from the annotation of a GenBank genome assembly. Lineage: Eukaryota; Metazoa; Nematoda; Chromadorea; Rhabditida; Dracunculidae.